Trichoplax adhaerens is the source of this 2715-nucleotide messenger RNA. RefSeq lists its product as uncharacterized. Bases 1 to 2715 code for a protein of 904 amino acids. The transcript has 27 exons. Gene Ontology annotation, cellular component: motile cilium. NCBI's taxonomy places the organism in Eukaryota, Metazoa, Placozoa, Uniplacotomia, Trichoplacea, Trichoplacidae. The record is from RefSeq and is a predicted model, not a curated record. Gene Ontology annotation, molecular function: protein binding.
AUGGAUACUAAAAAUCAAGAAAAUUCGACCUCAGACAAUCCUACUGCUACCGCCAGUAAUGCUUUGAACUUGAUGUGGUCGUUUGGGAUAAAUAGAAAUAUCCCAGUGGUUAAUAUGGCUUCUGAUGAUAGAAAGAUUGUCCUCUAUGCCACUGCUCAUACUGGGGUAUUAUACGAUUACGAGACCAAUAAGCAACAACUUCUGCAAGGACAUUGCAACAGUAUAUCAUGCAUUUGCGUAAGCAACGAUAAACGUUGGGUUGCCAUUGCUGAUCAAGGAAAAGAUCCAACCAUUGUUAUUUGGGAUGCUCAAAACAUGCUUAUCUAUCUUGAUGAUACCAGAGUUCCAGUGCAAACCUUUUUUGAUCCUCAUAAAAACGGUGUUUUGGCAAUGACGUUAUCAAAUGAUUCGAAAUAUCUAGCAACAUUGAGUGCAUCUCAACCACAGGAACUUUGUGUCUGGGAUUGGACUUCUGCGGAUAACAACUUAUUACAUACAUUGCAGCUAGAUGAGGAUAUCCCAUUACAAACACAUAUAUCUUUCAGACCAGAUGAUAAUCGCAUGUUGAUUAGUAAUAGCGAACGUCAAGUAGUAUUUUAUUCAUGGCAAUUUAAUGAACUACUUUACGAUGUCCCAUCAUUAACUGAUAAGGAUUUCAAUAGAACCGUUGGCAAUUAUUGUCAAUCAGUAUUCAUACGUAAUGUUAUCCGAGCUUUUACAGCAACGAGUGUCGGUAAUAUUGUUGUUUGGGAUAAUAAAGGAAAGGAUAAAAGAGGCUUACCGCUAAAGAAAGCUUUGAAAAUUGUUCGUGUACAAGAAAAAGCAAUUACCUACUUAACUACAAUCGGAAAUUAUAUUGUGACCGGUGAUUGCUUGGGCCAUGUUAAAUUUUAUGAUACCGAAAUGAGACUAACGAACUGUGUUGAUCUCGAACGUAACGAAUACCCAAGAGACGCAACCAUCCAUGGGAGUACAUUUGUAAUCCCAAAUUUUAUUGUUUCAACAAGUCUAGCUCAAAUCGCACAUAUUGUAUCAGAUGGUAGUCAUGUGGAGAUUCUUAUUAAAGGGCAUGAUACCGCUAUAAAUGCAUUAGCAACUCAUCCAACAGAACCGCGACUAGCAAUUGGAAGUAAUUCUGCCACUCUUGAAAUAUGGAAUUAUAAUACCAAGCAAAUUUUACGCAAUAGAAUUUUUGAUAAGCCAACCUUAAUUCAGUGUAUUGCUUUCGAUCCUAAAGGGGCUUUCAUUGCUUGUGGCUUUACAAAUGGAAUAAUUAGAAUUAUGGAUGCAAUUACAUUGGAGGAUUUGCCUCAAGCAAUCUUCAAAUAUAGUAAAGAUAGCAUUAGCCAUGCCUGCUUCUCUCAUGAUUGCAAAUAUCUAGCUACCGCGGAUGAUGACUUUGCAGUAUCGGUUUAUAAAUCACAAUUAAAAAAUAAAGAUGAACCAUGGGUAUAUUUAGGCAGACAACGAGCCCACUACAAAUCUAUCAAAGGCUUAAUGUUUGGCAUCGCUUUAGAUACUAAUUUGCCUCGAUUAAUUUCUAUUGGCAAAGAUCGUGUCCUUGUGGAAUAUGAUCUCAAUAAAAGCAGUAAAGAUGACUUACAAAUGCUGAGCACUGACAGAAUUGAACAGAGUGCUAUACCAACAUGUAUUACUUGGUAUCCUCCGAUUACUAAGGAGAAUUUCUUACUACUUGCUAAUGAUCAGUUUAAGUUGAAAUUAUACAAUUCAACUACAAAGAUGUGUCGUAAGACAUUACUAGGACCAACUUAUGGUAGUCCAUUGCAAAAAAUGGAAAUAUUACUACAAGAAAAUCCUAAUGGGAAUCGUUAUUUGGCUUUUAUUACUAAUGAUAAGGUUGGUUUACAAAUAUUACCAAUUGACGGUAACCCUCAUCGAACAAUGGCUCUAAUGGCCCAUCCUGGUCGUGUUACCAAUAUGGCUUGUUCUUAUGAUGGUCAGCAUAUUUUCACCUCAGGCGGUUCAGAUUCUACAGUUUUUAUGUGGAAAACCAAUAUCGAAGCUCUCGAAGCAGCUGUUCAUCUUGGCGGCGAAGAUAUGGUACCAUUCUAUAAUUUAAUGGAUGGAGGCCGAGAGGGUGAACUCUUCGCCGAACUGGAAAACUAUUUCUACUAUGCCCAGAUUAGAACUCAAGGUAUCGACACCAUGGAGUCGAGAAAAGUCUCAACUAAAGUUGCAUUGAGACAAAUACCUUACAUUAUGCGAGCUUUAGGUUUCUAUCCUACCGAACAAGAGAUUGAUGAUAUGGUCAAUGAAAUUAAAUUCAGUGAAUACAUUGAAACUGAAAAAUUUGUUGAAGAAAUAGACCUAGAAUCUUUAAUUAAGUUGUACAUUAAUCAUCGACCGGCUUUCGGUAUACCACCUGGUCGUCUAAAUGAGGUAUUUAAAAUCCUUGGCAUUGAACAGAAUGGUCAAUACACUAUCGAUCGAGGAGAUUUACUAAAAGUAUUGCAGAGCAAAGGCGAGCAUAUUACUGAAUCUGAGCUAGCAGAAUGCUUUGGAACUCUGUUAGGAUACUCUGAUAUUGGUGGAAGUCUGGAAACUGCCUCUUACUAUCCGACCGAUAAUAGUGAAACAUUAUUGGAAGAGCAGCUAUCUGAAAACAUAUCAGCUAAUACAUUUGCAGAGCAGGUGCUUGGCUUUCCUAUAUCCGUCGAUCAAACUGAAACUCAAAAUGAAGCUAAUUCUAAUUAA